Messenger RNA from Camelina sativa (false flax), 1035 nucleotides. Its product is annotated as protein OSB1, mitochondrial. Gene Ontology annotation, biological process: mitochondrial DNA replication; positive regulation of helicase activity. Gene Ontology annotation, molecular function: single-stranded DNA binding. Gene Ontology annotation, cellular component: mitochondrial nucleoid. The record is from RefSeq and is a predicted model, not a curated record. Lineage: Eukaryota; Viridiplantae; Streptophyta; Magnoliopsida; Brassicales; Brassicaceae.
CAAAAAAAAAUGCCCGCACUCCUUCUCGAGUAGAUGAACACCUUCUUCAAACUCGGAAGCUUGAUUCAACGCACUGCUUCUCAAAUCUCUUCGUUGUCUUUCCCUAAAUCUCGUUUCUUCUCCGAUGGAGAAAGUGCGGUUUAUCAUCACGCGCGUUUGUUCAAGAAACCAUUAUCGACGAAGCUCAACUUCAAUCUUUUCAACUCCGUGAGCCUUAUGGGUUUCGUUGAUCGACCCGUACGAGUCAUCGACACCGGACCCGAUAGGUUCGGUGUUUUCACUAUGCUUAGAUUGAAACACCCGCUCUAUCCUAACCAGAGCUUUAGGAUAUAUCUUAGUAUGUGGGACGCGGUGGCACGGAUGUGUAUAGCGCAUUUGAAGCCAAAUGAUUACAUACUUGUUUCAGGCCGCCUUGCUUCUUACAGCAAGAGCUCCAGCGAUGAAUCUUGCGGCUUAGAUUUUGGUUACCAGGUUAAUGUGACAGAGGUGAAUGUUGCAGCGGUACCACCAAGCCACGCCUUAGAUUCUCAGAUGUACGAAAAAACAAUAUCUGCAGCAGAAGAUGGUAUAGAAGAAUCCAAGAAUGAUGAAAUAUACUUGUGGCAAGUCUUCUUUUCGAAUCCAAACGGGUGGUGGGACAACAGAAGAAGUAAGAAGAACCCAAGGCAACCUGACUUUAAGCAUAAAGAUACAGGUGAAGCUCUCUGGCUUGGCUCAGAUUUACCGGAUUGGGUUACUAGACGACUUGAAUUGUUAGACCAGAGAAAGCGUUUCGACAAUGAGGAAAGAACACGUCGUGCCAAUCUUUCCGAGUGGCUUUAGGAUGAGAUGUUCUUGGGGGUAUUACAAGUGUGUUAUAUGGUAAAAGGUGGUACUUUUGGGAACAUUAUACUCAUCUUAGUGCUCACUCAGACUCCGAGAGUCAGUCACAUGUCUCAACUGUGGCUGUUUAGUGUUUAUAUUGCAAAAUACAUUAAUUGGUUAACUCUAUUAGUUUGAAUAUGAAGGAAUUUAAUUGAUUAUUCUGCAAGUGAA